This is a messenger RNA of Leptosia nina, 726 nucleotides long. The record is from the annotation of a GenBank genome assembly. Lineage: Eukaryota; Metazoa; Arthropoda; Insecta; Lepidoptera; Pieridae.
AUGGAUGCACUAAAGAAGAGUCUUGAUGAGAUGAAAGAAUCCUUCCAGAACCGGAUGAAACAAUUUCAGACAGAUCUACAGUUGGGUAACUCUGGCUCCGCUAGCUCCCCUAAUGGAUUGGCCUCUGACUUUGCAGUCUUCAGGUCAUUUGUGUUGUCCUCCCUCGAGUGCCUCCAAAGUCAAAUGAAUCUUCUUGCGAGCCUAACUGACCAGGUUGAAACCAGAAGCCGCCGUAAGAUAGUUCUUGUGCAUGGUGUUCCCGAGGCAACAAAGGAGGAUACAGCAUCUCUUGUCAUUAACACAUUGUUGAAGCAUAUCUCCAUUCCUGAGCUUGUCCCAGAGACAGUUUCUCAAUGCCACAGAUUGGGUCCAACUAGGUCUAAUAAGCCAAGGCCUAUCUUGGUUAAGUGCCGAGACCUCUCCACCAAGACAAAGUUAUGGCAAAACAAGAAGGUCCUCAAAGGUACUGGUAUCACAGUCUCAGAAUUCCUGACCAAGCCACGCCAUGAUGCCUUUAUGUCGGCUCGGACAAAAUUUGGAAUACAUAAGUGCUGGACUAGGGAUGGGACUGUUUAUGUAUUGGAUUCCGCUGGGGAGCGUCAUAAGGUGUCUAGUGUAGCAGACGUGGAUGCAAUCCCUGGAAGUGACCCCGCCUGUACGGAUUCCUCCUCUACUGGCGAAACAGUCCCAAAGCAAAGACCCAAACGAGUGCUUCGCAAUAAGUAA